UAUAUAUAGUUUGCCAACCCAAAUACACUUUCAAGUGCAGGCAUCUCUCAUCACCAGAUAUGGAUUUCUCUCUCUCAUUCCAAACCAUUGCUGGCCUCAUUGCACUAGCCUUCCUAUACAACCUCUAUAAAACAACUACCAAGAGCAAAAGCAAUGCAGUUCCUGAACCCCCAGGUGCAUGGCCCAUCAUAGGCCAUCUCCACCAGCUAGGUCGCCAUGAGCCACUGUGCCGUACGUUCUCAGCCAUGGCUGAUAAGUACGGUCCAGCCUUCAUUGUCAGGCUCGGUAUGCGACCCACCUUAAUCAUAAGCAGUUGGGAGCUAGCAAAGGACUGCUUCACCACCAACGACAAGAUCUUCAUGGGCCGCCCCUCCGUUGAGGUUGGGAACCAUAUGUCAUACAACAAUGCCAUGUUUGGGUUAGCCACCCCAGGCCCGUACUGGCGUGAUAUCCGCAAGCUGACCAUUCAAGAACUCCUGUCGAGCCGCAGUCUCGACUCGCUCAAAAACGUACGUGCCAUGGAGGUGGACCUAAUGAUGAAAGAGCUGUAUGGUCUUUGGGAGACGAACGGCAAAAUCCCAGUUAAGGUCGAUAUGAGAGAUAAGUUCGCUGACGUCACGUUCAAUGCGAUAGCCAUGAUGGUUAUUGGGAAGAGAUAUUUCGGCAGUCUCGGUGUUUCUGACAACGAAGACGCGCGAAAGUUCCGCGUUGCCAUGCAGAACUGGUUUCAUCUCUUUGGGGCCUUUGUUCCGUCCGAUUACUUCCCUUUCCUCAAAUGGUGGGAUGUGAAAGGGUAUAAGAAGGAGAUGAAGAUGGUUUUCAAGGAUUUAGACUCUCCUCUUACGAAAUGGCUCGCCGAGAAGCGGUCUGUCAAGGCCAAAGAUGAUAAGACCUUCAUCAAUGUGUUGAUACCGUUCGUGGACAAUUCUCAGUUCCCAUGUCAUGACGCUGAUACAGUCAUCAAAGCCACUUUAUGCACUGCUCUGCUUGGUGGCUAUGAUGCUGUAUGGAUCGCCAUAACGUGGACCCUCUCCGUAUUAUUAAACCAUAAACAUGUGAUAAAGAAGGCCCAAGAUGAGCUAGACAACUACGUUGGCAAGGACAGAAACGUUGACGAAUCAGAUAUCAACAACCUGGUCUACCUCCAAGCCAUCCUCAAGGAAACCUUGCGCUUGUACCCUCCAGCCCCUAUGGGUGCCCCACACCAGGCUUCAGAAGACUGCUAUGUGGGUGGCUACCACGUCCCUGCUGGCACACGCUUGUUUACCAACGUGUGGAAGAUGCACCGAGAUCCUCGUGUGUGGUCAGACCCUGAUGAAUUCCAACCAGAGAGAUUCAUGACUAAGCAUGCAGAUGUGGACCCUAAGGGUACCCAUUUUGAGUUCCUCCCUUUUGGAUCCGGUCGUCGAAUGUGCCCUGGUGUAUCAAUGGCCUUCCAAAUCCUGCAUCUGAUACUUGCUCGUCUGCUUCAUGGCUUUGAUCUAAGGACCCCAUUUGAUGCGCCUGUGGAUAUGUCCGAGAAAGUUGGUAUAACCGUCGCUAAAGCUACUCCACUGGAAGUUCUACUGAGCCCACGCCUCCCUUUGGAGCUCUAUAAGUGAGUUUGAAGAGAAUUGCCCACGUCUGAUGGUGAGGGGAGUCAGUUGUAAAACCUAUCUAUAUAUAAGAGCCAGGGUUUUCUAGUUUUAUAUCUAUGUUAAUACAAAAUGCUGCACCUAUGAGAGGUGGCUACAUCAGAUAUAGUUCUAAGAAGUCACCUAAGAAUAUGACUUUUGUCUCUACGUUCCAUGGGCUUAGAUUUUCUAGUUUUUCAUAUGCGUUAAUAAAAAUGUAGCACUUUGUGCACCUAGACCUUUAUUUAGUAUACAAUGUCUAUCUCUUAUA
Molecule: messenger RNA, 1884 nt
Organism: Magnolia sinica
Lineage: Eukaryota; Viridiplantae; Streptophyta; Magnoliopsida; Magnoliales; Magnoliaceae
Product: cytochrome P450 CYP82D47-like
Exons: 2
Coding region: 60-1601 (513 amino acids)
Biological process (GO): defense response to other organism
Molecular function (GO): iron ion binding; oxidoreductase activity, acting on paired donors, with incorporation or reduction of molecular oxygen; monooxygenase activity
Source: RefSeq, a predicted model, not a curated record